UCUCAAUAUGUCUCAUAUUCAUCUAGUAUUGGAAAUCUUUGUGUUAUGCACCAUAUUUUUUGUGCAUCAAGGCCUGGCAGAUCAACUUACUCUAAAUACCCAUGAGGAAAAUAUGGAUGCAUCAUCGAUGCUCAAUAGUAUGAAGGAAAACCCAACAAAUUCACAAUAUAUGGAUUGCAAUUUUAGUUCAACGGAUAUUAUAUAUAUGCCUCAGAUAUCAUAUGCACAAGCUUUACCAUCAAAAAAUGAUGAUGACACAAAAUAUUAUUUUGCCGUACAUUUGACGGAUGAUAAUGACAAGGGAUACUAUGGAAUAUCUGCUAACAUGGAUGUGUAUGGACACAAUCUUAAUGUCGGGCAACUGUCAGCGGGUGCAAUUUGGAUUCAUAACUGGGAAGGUGAUGUUAACAAAAAACUCAAUACAAUUAUUGUUGGUUGGGUGGUUUGGCCAUAUCGGUUUAAUGACUCGCGUACUCCCCUUUUUACGGUUUGGACAAAAGAUAAUCAUCGAAGUACAGGGUGUGUCAACCUUGAUUGUCCUGGCUUUAAAGUCGUGAAGGGGUCCCCCAUAUCUCCCGGUGAUAUCAUAAGCCCUAUCUCUGGUAUCAGUAGGAAACGCCAAACGAUUACUAUUAGAGUGUCCAAGGAAAGUUCAAGUGGGGACUGGUGGUUGUACUAUGGCAUCAACGGUGUCCCAAUUCGAGUAGGUUACUUCCCAGCAUCACUAUUUGAUAGCUUAUCUACGAAAGCCACUCAAAUCUCAAUUGGAGGCCAUGCUCGAAGUACUAAAAAUACUAUAGCUCCUCCUAUGGGAAGUGGAGCCUUUGCCUCUAACCCUGGUCAAGCUGCAUCUAUCCAUGAUAUCUGGCUCAUCCACAAGGAUCGUAGAAGCACCCCAAUUGGCAAUGAUGCACGCACUAAAGUUACAGAUGGCAAGCUCUACUCUGCUUCACCCAUAGGAAGAGCGCAAUUCUUUUAUGGAGGACCGGGAGGGAAAUCUUAGUGAGGUGGAUCCGAGGACCUAUGUAAUGCAAUGCAUGAAUAAAAGAUUGUAAGAAAAUAUGCUAGUUUAUAUAGUUCCUUGGUUGUACGGCGAUCGUUAUUGGCCUGAUAAAAGUUCGUUGAAGUUUGGCAAUGCAUCACCAUAUUUAGUCUC
Molecule: messenger RNA, 1156 nt
Organism: Triticum aestivum (bread wheat)
Lineage: Eukaryota; Viridiplantae; Streptophyta; Magnoliopsida; Poales; Poaceae
Exons: 6
Coding region: 8-1003 (331 amino acids)
Source: RefSeq, a predicted model, not a curated record